UUGUUGAAAUUAGAUUAGGAAUAUUUCCAUUAUUGUAUCUUCCUUUUCUCUCGAUAGUAUUAGUAAAUCAUGUAUGCAUGUAUAAAUACAGAUUACGAGGUCCUUGAUUCUCAAUCUCUCUAAUAUCUUCUUCCUUGUAACUUCACGAUGACGACGCCGGUGAGUAAGAACAUCGCCAUCAGGCCUGUGGAGUUCUACGGAAACGCGCUUCCCCGUCCUCGUUUCUUCGCUAAUCCUCAGUUUAACUCUCACCGUGUCGAUCCGCUUCUCUCGUGGGCUAGAGACGCUCACUGGUCCACGGGUGGUCUCAACUUCACGCGCCUCCGUCUCCAGGGACGGAUCGAAGGAAACGUGGAGAAGCUCCGAGCGCAGCUCGAGGAUUCCAGCCCUGGAGACUCCGAGAAGAAGAAGAGAUCUGGUUGUGAUUCGACUCCUCCCGCGGCUCCGGUUGCGGUGAAACGAAGGAGGUACGUAGAUCUUAACGAUGAUGAGGAUGAGAUUGGAUCGGGAGUGGCUAGGAUCAUCAGAAACCUCUCUGGUGAUUUUGAUAGAGUCGCUGGAGAGAGUGAGAUCAAUAAGAAAUCGAUUGGAUCCGAAUCAGUGGGGAAGAGGUUGAAGGAGAAGAAAACAAGAUUGACAAGAAUAAUCCCUCUAGGAUAUGAAUGUUAGGGUAGUUGCCUGAGCCAAGAUGAGACAAGGUGGUGCUGGUGCAUAUAUGCGUGAUGAUGGUGACGAGAGGCAAAGGGGACGACGGCAUGGAAGUGAGCUUGUUGGAUAGAAUGAAGACUUCUCUUGUUGGUAACUAGUGACGGAAGACAAUAAUAACGACAUCCCAUGUUCCUAGAUGUAUGUAUGGAAGCUGAAAAGCUAGUCUGCG
Brassica oleracea var. oleracea is the source of this 877-nucleotide messenger RNA. RefSeq lists its product as uncharacterized. The transcript has 2 exons. NCBI's taxonomy places the organism in Eukaryota, Viridiplantae, Streptophyta, Magnoliopsida, Brassicales, Brassicaceae. Bases 148 to 669 code for a protein of 173 amino acids. The record is from RefSeq and is a predicted model, not a curated record.